Messenger RNA from Marmota monax (woodchuck), 1456 nucleotides. RefSeq lists its product as uncharacterized. Gene Ontology annotation, molecular function: structural molecule activity. The transcript has 2 exons. The coding region runs from base 334 to 1041 and encodes 235 amino acids. The record is from RefSeq and is a predicted model, not a curated record. Lineage: Eukaryota; Metazoa; Chordata; Mammalia; Rodentia; Sciuridae.
AGACUUUAAGAUAAUUAAAACCUUGGCAGAAUCUGUCCGCACUUAUGGCAUAGAUGCCGCUUUCACUCUCACUCAGGUGGAGGGACUUACUAGAUUUUGCAUGACUCCCUCAGAUUGGGCUAGUCUAGUCCGCGCUUGUGUUUCCCCAGGGAAAUAUUAGGAGUCCAAAGUUGGCUGUUUAAUGUUUCUGGCAGUACCCAAGACUCGGAGCGAAGUAGGAGGCUUAAAAUUUCUGCAAAUAAUUCACAAUUGUUUAAUGCUACAUUACCCUCCGCAGCAGUCUGUCUCCAAUCUCCGUUCCUGUUUCUUUUGGCUAAUGUUACAUCACAGAGGAUGCUUAAUUGCUCUAAUAUUACCUGUUACUUGUCUGAGUGUUGGAAUGGAUCCUGGCCUAUGGCAGUGGUUAUGAAAAUUCCAACUUUUGUCUCGAUCCCGGUUACUGCAGAUACAGAGUCUUUUCCUAUUGUUGAACUGAUUAGAGCCCAUAGAGAUUUUGGAAUUAUGGCAGCCAUAGUGACAGCUGUGGCGGUAUCUGCUGCUGCAGCAGUUAUAGCUGGAGUAGCCAUGGCCAGCCAGGUACAAACUGCUGCCACUAUUAAUCAGGUUAUUCAACAAACAUCCACCAUACUUGAAUCUCAAAGUAGAAUUAAUCAACACAUUUUAUCUGGGAUUCUGGCUGCUAAUCAAAGGAUAGAUCUACUUCAAGCUCAAGUUGAGGAAUUGUCUGAUCUAGUAUGUUUGGGUUGUAUUGAUCAACGUGCACAUUUAUGUAUAACCUCUGUCAGAUUUUAUGAUUCCAGAAAUGCCUCCAGCAUCAUCGGGGAGUAUCUAUCCGGAACCUGGUCCAUGGAAGCAGAAAACUUGAUCCAGUCUCAACUAACUCAGAUUGCUGUUUUGAACAGUACCCGUGUCGAUCCCGUGACUUUGGGGUGCUGUCAACUUGUUUGUCAUUAUAAACAGUCACAGUUCAGCCUCAGCUAUCCCCCUUCAUCCACCAUCGUCACGAUACAGGAUGCGAGGCAAGGCACUGCACUUGAGUGAUCCUUGACGAGGACCUCAAGGAGAGCAUGUCCUAUUGCAUGCGGGUUAGACGCGUUCACGCCCCGCCCCACGAAAAAAGGCGUCGGCUGAUAUGGCCUCAGAUCUGGGGAAGGGCCCUCCUUAGGACUGAGCCAUACUAUGCAGCCACUUCUGCACAGUGGGAUAGGACCUCUACUCUCGCCUGUAUUGUUUUAAGAAAACAGAAAAGGGGGAACUGUGGUGAGCCGCUUCUGCCGUUUCUGCAGAUUAUGGUCGCCAUUACAAGAUGACGCUGGCUCUGCUGUGGUCUGUGACAAACAACUCCUUAUCUGGGAAAGUUGGCACAUGAUUUUUCACCACCCUGUGAGAAAGCUCCACGCGGCAGCUUUGCAUUGGGGCUUGGGAUGCUUUAUUAAGGCUGGGAGGGGCAUCAGAA